Molecule: messenger RNA, 995 nt
Organism: Saccostrea cuccullata (small rock oyster)
Lineage: Eukaryota; Metazoa; Mollusca; Bivalvia; Ostreida; Ostreidae
Product: E2F-associated phosphoprotein-like
Exons: 5
Coding region: 63-920 (285 amino acids)
Biological process (GO): positive regulation of cell population proliferation
Cellular component (GO): nucleus
Source: RefSeq, a predicted model, not a curated record
UGAAAGUAAGCAAGGCAAGCGUUUUAAAAACGUAAAUAACGAAUAAUUGUGAUUGUGAAGAAAUGGCAGGCUUCUUCCAGCGAGACCUGGAUGCUGACUACUUUGUAGAUGAUGACAGUGACGUUGAAAGAGGCAGCAGUUCAGAUGAUGAACUUGAUUUCACCAUCCACUGUGCUAAUCAGAAGAGAGUGCGAGUCCGGCACAGCUCCGUUUCCAGUAAAGGCUCAUCAGCUGAGUCUGAUUUCGAGAAAGAGAUGAACGAGGAAUUAGAUCGGAGAGUAACAGCGUUGGAGGAGGCUCGGAAAUCAGGACAGACAAUAUCAGGCAGUAAGAAUGGAGAGACUUCAAAACCAGGAACCUCUAGUGAACGGAGUAAACAGGACAAUGGUUUUAACGAUGACAUAUAUUUCGACUCAGAUGAAGAGGACAUGAUUAAAGGGGGGGACAAGAAGAAGAGAGAGAAAUUGGAGAAGAUGACGAACGAUGACCUUUUAUAUGACCCUGACCAGGACGAUGAUGACCAGCGCUGGGUGGACAAUCACCGGCGGUCACUCAUGGCCAGGGACAGGAAAGCCCCUAGAAAAUUACCCACUAGUGAUGCGGUGCUGGACUGUCCCGCCUGUAUGACCACGCUGUGUCUGGACUGCCAGAAACAUGAAAAGUACCACAACCAGUAUAGGGCCAUGUUUGUGAUGAACUGUCAUGUGGACUUUAGUGAAUUACUGAAACAACCACCACAGAAAAGCAAGAAAAGGAAAAGACAGCAGGGCUCACAAGGUAGUCAGCAGCAGGAGGUGGAGAGUUCCACAGAGGAGGAAGAAAAGCUCCAUCCUGUGAGGUGUACAGAGUGUAACACAGUGGUGGGGGUGUUUGAUACAGACGAGGUCUAUCACUUCUUUAAUGUCCUUGCUGGUCACUGAAAUUCUCUGGUACAGGAAACAAGAGUUCACUUGUUUGGAUUUCGUCUAAUGGCCAUUUCAGAACAUUCUGAAAAA